Messenger RNA from Uranotaenia lowii, 4446 nucleotides. RefSeq names its product integrin alpha-PS3-like. Gene Ontology annotation, molecular function: integrin binding. Gene Ontology annotation, cellular component: external side of plasma membrane; integrin complex. The coding region runs from base 548 to 3901 and encodes 1117 amino acids. The record is from RefSeq and is a predicted model, not a curated record. Gene Ontology annotation, biological process: cell-cell adhesion; cell-matrix adhesion; cell adhesion mediated by integrin. The transcript has 7 exons. NCBI's taxonomy places the organism in Eukaryota, Metazoa, Arthropoda, Insecta, Diptera, Culicidae.
CCAUUGUCGCGAGAGUUGCUAUCUACUAGAGCGAGUUCCUCAAGUCGUCGUCGUCGUCAUCGUUAGACAUAGAACAGUAUUGUUUGAUUUUUCGGUUUCUUAUCGCGUAAUCUUUAGUUUUUUUCGUUCGUUAUCUUCAAAAUUGCAACAGAUAUCGAAAGGUACCUGAUACUUUGGCAACAUUUGUGUAAUCCGUGGACGGUUCUUGGAAUAUUGCUGCAGAAGUUUUGAGAUUUUUUAAGGCUCAUAUGAAUGACGAAAAUCUUGGAACCCGUUAAUCACAACCACCACCCAUGAUAUCAUAAAUAGCAGCUCAGAAGUUCUCCAACGACAACAAUGCGUCUGAGAGGUGUGAAAAAGUGAAACAAACGUGCUGAGCCUAAGCCCAAAAGCAAAUAGAGUCGUUUACAAAUCCGAUGACGCUUCCAGCGAAGGAAAGGCAAAGUCAGAUACGAUAUACCUACAAGUCAAGUUAAAACCUAUUAGCUAAGAUCAAAUUUUGCCGCCCAGAAGAGCGUUUAGUAAACAGAUCAAAGCAAAACACAAAAUGUCUGUGAUACCAUUAGGAUUAGUUUUGGGCCUAGCACUAAUAGCUCGACUUGUCGAUGGCUUCAAUGUGUCACCUCAGCCCAACUUCAUCUUCACCGAGCCAGUUCUUCAGACGUUUAUGCCCAAGGUGCGAUCAUCGAUGUUCGGAUUCGCGCUCAAUCUUCGACCUGGAGGUGUCAUCGUCGGCGCACCCCAGGCUCAAUCUAAUUUAGCUUCGCAACGCAGGAUCAACGAAACGGGAGCCAUCUACAAGUGCUUCUUCGACCGAGGGCAAUGUGAACCGUUUUAUUUCGACAAAAUGGGCAACACAAACAACGAGAACGAACCGUUUGCCUAUAGCUCGGAGAAGAAGGAUUUUCAAUUUUUGGGAGCGAGUAUGGAUGGGCUGGGAUCAUCGGAAAAACUUCCUUUUGUCGUCUGUGCGCCUAAAAUCGUAAGCGAGCUGGUUGACUAUUACCUGUUACAUGGGAUGUGCUACGUGACACCAGAAACCGAAGGAAAUGAACCCAAGAUUAUUCGUCCAGUUUAUCCACUUCGAGUAAAAAACAAACAGCUUUACAAAGACCCGAAGAAGGACGGAGUCCAGUUCUACAACUAUAUGUAUGGCGAACAAGGUUUGAGUGUUCAUAUGACAGAUAACAGCGAAGAAGUAUUGAUCGGUGCUCCAGGAGUUUUCAACUGGCGCGGUACGGUAAUUCGUUACAGGCGGCAGAUCAACGAAGAUUUGGGAGGGCUAAGUCGACGAGAUGGAUCUGAAUUGAGACGAUCUCAGCCAGUUUUGGAUCGAUCUAAAAGACAAAUUGUUAACUAUUUCAGUGAUGUACCGAAUCCGUACUUCACUCCCGAGUUGGAAGAUGACUCAUACUUCGGUUUUGCGGUUAGCUCCGGAUCCUUUGAGGACAAAAAUAAAAUCCUGUACGUUGCCAGUGCUCCUCAAAUGGAUCUGCAGACUGGUACUGUUUAUAUUUUUGAUAUAAUAAAUGCAGACGCCUUCGCAGAAACACAGAUCGAAAUAAAGUCUCGAUUUCCUGGACAACAGCAAGGGGAAUACUUCGGAUAUGCUCUGCUGACAGAGGAUUUCAACGGAGAUGGAUUGCCUGACUUGGCCAUCUCAGCACCAAUGCACAGCAUCGAUUCCGAAUAUGAACAAGGAGUUGUCUAUAUAUGGAUUAAUGAAGGGAAACUUAAUUUCUACCAUCAAACUACCUUGAGUACAGAAUAUCCAUACAGUGGUCGGUUUGGAAUCAGUUUGGCCAAGAUCGGUGAUAUAAACAAUGACGGAUUUAAUGAUAUCGCCAUCGGAGCGCCAUUCGAGGGUAACGGAGCAGUAUAUAUUUUCCAUGGAUCUCCAAAUGGGCUUCAGUCUAAACCGUCACAAAAAAUCAUGUCUCCCGAAAACGAUUUUACGGACCCAACUACCAAACCUAUGUUCGGUCACAGCAUUUCCCGGUGCUCCGAUAUCGAUCAGAAUGGCUACAAUGAUAUAGCAAUUGGAGCACCGAACGCAGAACAAGUUUACGUGUACAAAACCUAUCCAACGGUUCGAAUAUUCAGCGUAAUAACUUCAUCAAAACGAGAAUUGGCACCUGAAGAUACAGCCUUCCAGCUAACGGCUUGUUGGAGAUACGAAUCCCCGACCAACAUUCAGCACGAUGUCGGUUUCAAUUAUACGCUCAAAAUAGACACUCUGAAUGGACGUGCUCAGCUGAACGAUGGGAAAAAUAUUCUGCAGGGAGCCGGAACGAUUAAUUACGAUGAUUUUUGCCAGGAAUUCGACGUUCGUGUUAAAACAUCGUUUGCUGACAUCUACAAACCUAUUUUGGUGGAUUUUACUUACGGUGUCAUUAGUAAGAUCCCUGCGAACAGUGACUUUUGUGAGCGAUGCGUCCUGACAGAUCCUAACGCUUUGCAUCACGUCCGAGAGAAAAUAUCAUUCAAAACGGGAUGCGCUGGGGAGACGUGUAUUGCGGAUUUGAAACUGUCGGCUCAGUGGCUGGAUUUGAGAUCCCCAUACGUGAUAGGAAGCUCACGGACCGCUUCCCUGAAGUACACAGUGCACAAUUCCGGUGAAAAUGCGUUCCUUCCGCAGCUGAACGUUACAAUACCGUCGAUGCUUUCGGUUGCCAAACUUCCAUCCCAGUGCAAACUUACCAACCUUAACGAUGGAUCGAACCUGCUGUGCGAGCUGAACAACGGGCAACCGAUGAAGACUGAAACCACUGCCUCGAUGACCGUGGUACUAGACACUUCCAGGGUUGAUGGAAGAGAAUUUUCCAUAAGCGCCGAAGUUUUCAGUACCAGUGAAGAGACAAACGGGGAAGACAAUGCCCUAGAAACGGCUGUGGAGCUUAAAGAGUUCAGUGAUAUUGAGGUCAUCAGUAAGACUUCGGUUGCGGAGAUUGACCUCGAAUCCCAGAGCGGGAAAAUCAAUAUCACCUAUCAAAUACAGGUUAUGAACAAUGGACCAAGUAGCCUGAAGGAUUUAACUUUGGUGCUGAAGGUUCCUCUGGUCUAUCACAAGCCAAGUUCUGUAGAUGUUUUGAAGAUAAUCAAUUAUAAUGACAUUCUCAUAAGCGGGUACUAUCAAUACAAAACCUUACAGUUCACAUGGACACAGGGCGAAGUUAUUCUGCUCCCAAACGCAAAAGAAUACUCAACCGAAAGAACUGAAAUCGACAACAUGUUCAAAGCAGGUUGGGAGUUCGGAUGGCCUACAGGAGAACACAUGACGGAUCCACCUAUAAUGGAUGACCAAAGACGACGACGUAGAUCCACAGAAGAGGUGGAGGUUUCUGACUUCAACCACUACACUGGACAAUUACUUCAGCAUUCACGCUCCACGCGAAGCAUCACAACCGUAAAUCAAGCCUUGAUCUCCGAUCUCCCAGUAAACCGAACGGUGUUCUUUAGCUGCAAUUCAGACCCACUGGUUAUGAUUGAGUGUGCCGAUGUCAGCGUUCAGAUCUCCAACUUCAAGCCGGGAAAUGUUCCAUUGAUGAUCAACAUGCAGUUUGAACUAGAUUUGGAUCAAGUGGCCGAAAGUUUCCUGGAACGGGAGGACAUUUUUGCGUUGAAGAUUUCAUCUCAUAUUCGAACCACCGACGGCGAAGAGGAUCGGUUCAAUUUGAUCGGAAACGAUCCGUUCACAAUUGUGUACAAGUACGCGAUCCCUAGCACUCCGAUUUGGGUAUACGUAGUUUCGACCAUCGGCGGUUUGCUGUUACUUGUGCUUAUUUCCUAUGGUCUGUAUAGGGCCGGAUUUUUCAAACGUCACAAGAAGGAAGAAAUCGAAAAGUUCCAUCGAGAGAGUGUCCGGAUGAAUCAAAUUGUCGAUACCGAUGAUGACAAUUGAACUUGUGAUUUCGAAUAGCGAGAAGUUUUCGGAUUUAUAGUGAGAACGCUUAAUGUAUUCGUAAAAUGCAAUUUUUAUUUUGAAAAAUGAUCAGGUUAUUUGCAGAUGCAUCACUUAUUUUAUUCUUGUAGAACUAAAAAUACGUGAGACUAAGAAGUUUUUCUUCCAAUUACGUAAAGCAAAUGAAAUGAAAUCAAUUGCACCGGUUCCAAAGAACCAGCAGAAAAGCAAAGUGCCAAAAAAGUUAAACCACGGUUAUGGUUUCCUUAUUUUAUUUUAUCGACUGUUAUAUUUAAUUUUAGUCAUUAAGUGGCAUUUACUAGUGAAGUCAAAAGAAUUAUUCUUUAUUAUUUAUUUUGAACAAAUCAAUUAAAUCAUGAUUAACAUUGAUUUCAUUUAAAAGCAAAGCUGAAAUUAGAACAAAAAAUGUUACGUUGCGACACAAAUUAAAAAAAAGUCAGCACUCAAGUCCAUUCUUAAAUAAAAGUUACAUUAAAUAUUAUGACAACCAAAUCAAAAUAUGUAUUUAUAAAAUAUGUAUAUCU